AUGAGAUUAAGUCGUAGCGAACAAGAUUUGACCUUGACAGGCACUCGUCCACCAUCGGCAUGUUCUUCGAAUGGACCGAAUUCAGGCAGAAACUCUCGAAAAGGCUAUGUGAAAGUUGCCAAUACAUCAGUGGCAGAUGAACUCUUGUUUUCCUCCUCAGUGUCCAGAAUGAAACUGGAGGAUGCGUCCUUUGAUGCUCCAUGGGUGACAAAGAAGGACCAGCGACAAAUUCUGCUGUGGUCACCUGCUCCAUCAAGUAUGCGAACAACAAGGUCAACACCAGCAGGUGAUCAAAGGACAGAAUCCAGCCCAGUAGACAAGCCAGCAACGGGACUGGUUGUCACCAAGAAAACACCCAAAAUCAAAGACACAAUGUUAAAGACACGACACCCAUAUAGACUUGUCAAGAACACGCCUACCUUUGUUGAUGAAUGCUUGUUUGGCCCUCGCCUGGAGGAGCCAUCUUUUACGGCUCCAUGGAAUGUGAAAGUGAAACCAGUAGGUGCUCAAAGACCUGGGACGCCCAGCAGGGGCCCCAGGGGAGUAGUGGCUGGAAACGGCGUCACAAAAUUGGACUUUAGGUACAGACCAAGGUCUGCCAUGAGGUCCGCAUCUGAUAGUGACACUGGUGCUAAGCCAAUCUGGAAGCCUUGA
Messenger RNA from Liolophura sinensis, 654 nucleotides. Its product is annotated as RBPJ-interacting and tubulin-associated protein 1-like. Gene Ontology annotation, biological process: nuclear export; Notch signaling pathway; negative regulation of Notch signaling pathway. Bases 1 to 654 code for a protein of 217 amino acids. Gene Ontology annotation, molecular function: tubulin binding. Gene Ontology annotation, cellular component: cytoplasm; nucleus. Lineage: Eukaryota; Metazoa; Mollusca; Polyplacophora; Chitonida; Chitonidae. The record is from RefSeq and is a predicted model, not a curated record. The transcript has a single exon.